This is a messenger RNA of Cylindrotheca closterium, 1248 nucleotides long. NCBI's taxonomy places the organism in Eukaryota, Bacillariophyta, Bacillariophyceae, Bacillariales, Bacillariaceae. The record is from the annotation of a GenBank genome assembly.
AUGCCCAACAUCGCCUUUCAGGAAAUGAAACAAACUGAGGAUUUCCUAGCAGCAGAAUUCAAUAAAGCUACCGCAAAAGAACGAGCUGAGGCCCUGGACGAUAUUCAUUGCGUUGGAAGAGCGCUUGAGGAAGUUCCAGAGACGAAGGCAAGAUUGCUGAAAGAAUUGGAUAGACUCGUUCAAGAUGAACGAAAUCCAAUCUAUGAAAUCGCUCUCAAACAAAAUCGAGCCUACGUCGAAGACCCAUCCUUUCGACUGCGUUUUCUGAGGUGCAACAUGUACGAUGUCCAUCGAUCUGUUCGUCAGAUGAUGGCAUUUUUGCAGCACAAAGCAACUUACUUUGGUGACGCCAAAUUGGCUCUUGAUAUUGUUCUCGACGACUUGAAUGAUGACGCAAUGGAACUGCUUUCCUCGGGACUGUUCCAUAUUCAGGAAGAAAGGGACAGGAAUGGACGAGUAGUGUUGUAUUUGAUGAAUCAAAUUUUUCGGAAGUAUAGUGUUGAGACGAUGAUCAAAGUUGCAUAUUACAUAUUCAACAAUGUGUUGAUUCCUAUUCCUGAAGUCCAAUCAAAAGGGAUCGUCGGCAUCUAUUACGAUGUGACUAAUGCAGGGGAGAACCAUGAGAUGCCUGGACUCGCUGCCCUUGUCACACUAAUGGAUGUCGUCGCAUCAAUUCCUCUGAGACAUUCUGCAGUGCACAUUUGCUUGAAGCCCAUUAGGAGCAGUUUGGUCUUCAGCAAUACUCUUCUAUUCUACACGCUGAGCCAGUCACCGGCUCGCACCAGAGUCAGGACGCGCAUUCACUAUGGCACGGAUAUGGAGCUUCAAAUCGCUCUUCGAAGCCACGGCGUUCCAACUCAAAGGUGCCCGAUCGAUGUAGACGGGAAUAUCCGAUGGGACAUCUUGAAUACUUGGUUUGAGCAACAGGAAUAUGUCAAAAAGUUUCUAGUUCAGCAGACGCCAAACCAGCCCAGACCACAAGAUAUCUUGUUUGGAAAAGGAUUCGGAAUCCAGCAUCACAUUGGCAAUUUCUGGUUUCGGAAUUUUCUCAUGGCGCACAGGGAAGAAUUUGAAAGUACUCCGAAAUCUUUACGAAAAGAGAUAUCAACAAGAUUGGCUCUAACCCUGUUUGAAAAUGGUGCCAGAUUUCUCAAACGAGCAGAAGUCAAUGGAUGGAUAGAAGUUGAGCUGGAAGAGGCGGCGAAGAAAGUUGGUCAGCUCUUUCGGACGUUUCGAAAAAAUACUUGA